Drosophila eugracilis is the source of this 2207-nucleotide messenger RNA. Its product is annotated as sodium-dependent nutrient amino acid transporter 1. Gene Ontology annotation, molecular function: L-amino acid transmembrane transporter activity. The transcript has 6 exons. Gene Ontology annotation, cellular component: membrane. The record is from RefSeq and is a predicted model, not a curated record. NCBI's taxonomy places the organism in Eukaryota, Metazoa, Arthropoda, Insecta, Diptera, Drosophilidae. The coding region runs from base 206 to 2173 and encodes 655 amino acids. Gene Ontology annotation, biological process: sodium ion transmembrane transport.
ACCAACGCAAAGUGACUGCAAAAUAGAUAGAAAAUAUAAAUGAAAUACAUUAAAUCAUAGAAAUACAAUUGCCGGCACCAAUACUAAAUCUUCAAAGGGAAAUAAAGACAAAAAUGCUACAUCUUCCAGAACACCUGAGAACACAAUUUUGAGCAAAAGAUAAACCCGACAGAAAGUGGAGCGAAAGUAAUAAAAUAGCUGCAACAUGGAAACCACACUCAAUAACAACAACAAUAACAAUGGAUACAUGAACCAGGCGUUUGUGGGUUCAUUGAAUUCCUCAACGAUAUCAAUACCUGGUGCAUACAAGCCCAAUGAAUCAUCCAAUGGAAAGAAGGCGAGUCCACAGUCUUCUGCAGGAUCAGGAGCUGCGCCAGGACCUGGAGAUAAUCAGGAUGGAGUUGAGGCAGGUCAGCAGGAGAAACAACGAGCCAGUUGGAACAAUGACAUCGAGUUCCUCAUGUCCUGCAUUGCACUGAGCGUGGGUCUCGGCAACGUCUGGAGAUUUCCCUUUACCGCAUUGGAAAACGGAGGCGGCGCCUUCGUGAUACCCUAUCUGAUUGUCCUUGUUCUGGUUGGAAAGCCCGUGUACUACAUGGAAAUGCUGCUAGGCCAGUUCUCCAGUCGCGGCAGUGUGAAGGUCUACGACUUUUCACCCAUCAUGAGAGGCAUUGGAUAUGGCCAGGUUUUGGCCACGGGCAUCGUUACCACCUACUAUGCCACAUUAAUGGCCCUAACACUGCGCUAUUUCGUGGACUCCUUUUACCCGACUUUGCCGUGGAGCUAUUGCCGUGCGGAAUGGGGUGCAGAUUGUCUGGACUCAGGUCUGCAGGAAGACAGGGGUAUCACUAUACUAGCCAACUCAACAGUGCGCACCACUUCGGCGGAGUUCUACUUCACGAACAUCAUUCUGCGCGAGAAAACCAGCAUCGAUGAUGGCAUCGGGUAUCCCAGCUGGAGUUUGGCUCUGGCACUGGCCGUGGCCUGGAUCAUCAUCGCCGGGAUUAUGUUCAAGGGUGUGAAGAGUUCCGGCAAGGCCUCAUACUUCCUGGCCCUCUUCCCGUACGUGGUGAUGUUUGUGCUACUGGUGAGGGCACUCAGUUUACCUGGAGCCUUCGAUGGCGUACUGUACUUCUUGCGGCCGCAGUGGCACAAACUUCUGGAGCCGCAGGUGUGGUACGCCGCCGUCACCCAGGUGUUCUUUUCGCUAGCCAUUUGCUUCGGGAACAUCAUCAUGUACGCCUCCUACAACCGCUUCGGCCACAACAUUUACAGGGAUGCCAAUAUCGUAACCACAUUGGACACCUUCACUUCCCUCCUGUCCGGUGUGAUUAUCUUUGGGAUUCUGGGCAACCUCGCCUACGAGAACAACACCAGCGACAUCUCCAGUGUGGUUAAUGGUGGUCCAGGCCUGGCUUUUAUAUCCUAUCCGGAUGCCAUUGCCAAGUUCAAGGUGCUGCCACAGCUCUUCUCCGUGCUGUUCUUCCUCAUGCUCUUCGUCCUGGGCAUUGGCAGCAAUGUGGGCAUGGCCUCCUGCUUGUCCACCGUGAUUAAGGAUCAGUUUGGACAUCUCAAGAACUGGACAAUAGUGGUGGCUAUAGCUAUUAUAGGGUAUUGUCUGGGACUCCUUUACAUCACACCCGGUGGUCAGUUCGUGCUCAAUCUUCUGGACUUCUUUGGAGCCACUUUUGUGGCCCUGGUUCUGGCCAUCUUCGAGCUAGUGGCCGUUGCCUGGAUCUACGGGGUGAAACGACUCUGCCGGGAUGUAGAGUUUAUGAUUGGCAUCAAGACCUCGCUGUAUUACCGCAUCUGCUGGGCGGUCAUCACCCCCCUACUGAUGCUCACCAUCCUCAUCUACACUCUGGUGCUUUACGAGCCCUUAAAGUACAAGAACUACACCUACCAAACGGGUGUUUACGUUUUUGGCUGGUUACUCAGUGCCUUCGGCGUGGGUCAGGUGUUCUUUUGGGCUAUUCCCGCCAUACGGAAACAGCCCUCGCAUUUGGGCUUGUGGGACCGCAUCAGCAAAGCCUUUGAGCCACUGCCCAACUGGGGACCCACCGACCCGCAGACCUUCAAGCGUUAUCAACUAUAUGUACAGGAGGGCAAUGCCAAUGCCUUAUUCCGACGCAGCAGUAUCUGGCACAAAAUCUAUGACAAUAUCUUUGGUUAGCAUUGAAUUAGCAAUAAAACUAUAUACCAUUUAA